GUUUAUUAUCACCAAUCAUCUAUUGUUCUCCCUUAUAUAUUAUUGAGACCAUUGAGCUGUUGUGUAACAGUUCCUAAUAUUUAGGGAAUAUAAUAUUAUUAAAGUUUGUAACAGUUCCUUAUAUUAUAACAAUUGUAACAGUUCUUUAUAUUUAGGUGAUAUGUUAAUUGUGUAGGUGUGAGAAGACCGCUGGGCUAGUUUGUAAUAGGAAUAGAUCAUAAUGUGUAUAUAUACUGAUGGAUAUAUGUAAGAGAAGAGAGAUAUACGGGUUAUGAGAAAUAUAAGGUUUCAGUGAUAAAAUUUAUCAUGGUAUCAGGAGCGAGAAACGAUCGGAGGGAAUACUAAACAAUUUUUUUUUUUUUUACAGAUCCGGCACCAUAAGAGAUUAUGGCUGAGAAGAUUGGUGACAACAGUGGUAAAGGCGAGAAGUAAGUCGACUUGAAUUUUUUUCUGGGUUCGAGUGACAAUCCCAGCAACGUGAUUACACCGAUCCAAUUACGCGGUUCCAAUUAUGAUGAAUGGGCAAGGGCCAUUCAAACCUCGUUACAAGCAAAGAGAAAAUAUAGUUUUGUGGAAGGGAAAGUAGCAAAACCAACAACACCUGAGAAACUGGAAGACUGGACCGUAGUCCAUUCGAUGCUCGUCGCAUGGUUACUCAACACGAUUGAGCCCUCACUGUGUUCUACUCUUUCUUAUUACAAUGAUGCGCAAUCCUUGUGGACUCAUCUCAAGCAGCGUUUCUGUGUUGUGAAUGGGACUCGUAUAUGUCAAUUAAAGGGAUCUCUGGGAGAAUGCAAGCAAGGCAAGGAUGAAGAGGUCUCGGUCUACUUUGGCCGUCUAUCUCGUAUCUGGGAUGAACUUGUGACUUAUAUCAAAAAGCCAACGUGCACAUGUGGAGGAUGUACGUGUGAUAUCAACAAACAAGUGACUGAUUUGCUUGCCGAAGACUACCUACAUCAUUUUCUUAUCAGUCUAGAUGGAGCUUAUACAACGAUUCGCUCCAAUUUGCUUUCUCAAGAUCCACUACCCAACAUCGAUCAAUCAUACCAAUGAAUUAUACAAGAUGAACGGCUGCUGUGCGGAGAUUCUUCCACUCAUCAAAACCGUGACAAUAUCAUGGCUUUUCAAGUUACACCCGAUGCGCGAGGUAAAUCUAAAAUUGCAGAUAAUUAUGACAAAUUCUGUACUCACUGCAACAGAGAAGGCCACGACGACAACUCUUGUUUUCAGCUUCAUGGGUUCCUUGAGUGGUGGGGAGAUCGUCCUCGGGGUGGAUGUGGACCGGGUCGUGGCGGCGCAACAGCAGGAAGAGGGGCAGGUUGUUCUGGUGGGCGUGGCAGGGGCACCCACAACGCACUUGUGCGCGCGAAUAAAGCAGUAGCGGGUACCAGUAGCAGCGGUGCUAAGGGUGGGCAAUAUCAUGCUCCACCAAACUCGAUUGAGGCAGCAGGUAUCUCAGGCCUUACUCCGGGACAGUGGCAACAAAUUCUUGAUGCUUUAACCGUUUCCAAAACCAAGGAUCGUCUUCAUGGACUGGACGACGAGGAAGUUGAUUGGAGCGGGUGAACGGACUGAUGGACUACUUUUUCCGGGGUGUUCCGAAGCUGCGUGCAUUGGCGGUGGAAGGGGUUUCGUCAAUGGAUUUGUGGCAUAAACGCUUGGGCCAUCCGUCGGACAAGGUGUUAAAGUUCCUCCCUAUAGUAAGUUCAUUUGGUAGAAGCACAAAUAAAAGAACAUGUGAUGUUUGUCCACGUGCUAAGCAGCAUAGGAAUAGCUUUCCUUUAAGUGAGAAUACUACAAGUAGUUUGUUUGAAUUGGUUCAUUGUGAUUUGUGGGGAUCUUAUCGAACUCCUUCCUCAUGUGGGGCACAAUAUUACUUGACAAUUGUUGAUGAUUAUUCACGUGCAGUUUGGGUUUAUCUAUUAUGCAAUAAAACAGAGAUUGAGACUAUGUUUAUGAAUUUUGUGGCAUUUGUUGAUAGACAAUUUGAUAAGAAAAUAAAGAGAGUUCGCAGUGAC
Messenger RNA from Humulus lupulus (European hop), 2018 nucleotides. RefSeq lists its product as uncharacterized. Lineage: Eukaryota; Viridiplantae; Streptophyta; Magnoliopsida; Rosales; Cannabaceae. Bases 1117 to 1566 code for a protein of 149 amino acids. The record is from RefSeq and is a predicted model, not a curated record. The transcript has 2 exons.